This is a messenger RNA of Haemorhous mexicanus (house finch), 1866 nucleotides long. RefSeq names its product cysteine-rich secretory protein 2-like. The transcript is spliced from 15 exons. Gene Ontology annotation, cellular component: extracellular region. Bases 62 to 1480 code for a protein of 472 amino acids. The record is from RefSeq and is a predicted model, not a curated record. NCBI's taxonomy places the organism in Eukaryota, Metazoa, Chordata, Aves, Passeriformes, Fringillidae.
GCCAAUUCCACAACUACCUGAUGAAGGACAGAAACUUCUGAUCUCUGUGGAAACAAAAGAGAUGAUUCUGACAGCAGUGUUCCUGUGUCUCACAACUGUGCUGCCUCCAUCCACUGGACAGGAAACUGCAGCUCUCAGUGCUCUGUCAAGCAGCAGAGCAGAGCAGCAAAAGUUGAUUGUUGACAGACAUAAUGCCCUCAGGAGAGGAGUAAAACCAACUGCCAGCAACAUGAUGAAGAUGGAAUGGUGUCCUGCAGCUGCAGAGAAUGCCCAAAAUUGGGCCAAUCAAUGUACUUUAAGCCACAGUCCUCCUAACCUGAGGAGAACCAAUGUACAAUGUGGUGAAAAUCUCUUCAUGUCCUCUGUCCCAUUUUCAUGGUCACAUGUUCUUCAGGCCUGGUACAAUGAGGAGAAAAAUUUUGAAUAUGGAACUGGGGCAAAAACAAAAGGUGCAAUGUUUGGCCAUUACACCCAGAUGGUUUGGCACAAUUCUUAUAAAAUUGGAUGUGGUUUCGCUUUCUGCAGCAACACUACGUACAGUUACUUUUAUGUCUGCCAGUACUGCCCCGCGGGAAACCUAAUAAGUUCAAUGAAGACACCCUACAAGGAAGGAGAGCCCUGUGGGGAUUGCCCCAGUGCUUGUGAGGAUGGACUAUGCACCAAGCCUUGCCAUAAAAUGUUUGCAACAGAGACUAAUGGAUUUUGGGGCUUUGUUUUUGGUUUUUUUCCCCCUGUAGAAAUGGAUCUACUAACUGCAAUUAUUCUUCUGGCUGCUUUGCUACACCAAUCUGAUGGACAGGGUUUUCCAUAUAAAAAUGUGAAAUCUUUCUCCUUUCCACAUUUUAAGUCUCAAAAUGAAAAACAGAUCCUUGAUCUACACAAUGAAAUACGGAGAUCUGUAAUUCCCACAGCCAGGAACAUGCUGAAGAUGGUGUGGAGUGAGAAAACUGCCAAAAAUGCUCAGAAAUGGGCAAAUCAGUGUGGGAUGAAAGUCAGUCCAAGAGACAGGAGAGUUAUUAAUGGUGUCACCUGUGGUGAGAAUGUGUUACUGUCAUCCUACCCAAGGACAUGGGGUGAUGCAAUUCAAGUGUGGUUCAGUCAGUCCUCCAAUUUCAAGUAUGGAUAUGGAGCAAUCUCAAAAAAUGUCAAUGUUGAGAGCUACACUCAGCUAAUCUGGUACAACAGUUACAAGGUGGGAUGUGGAGUUUCCUACUGUCCCACAGGCCCCUACAAGUACUUUUAUGUUUGCCAAUACUGCCCUGCAGGAAAUAACCCAAUGCAAAUAGCUAUGCCUUACAGAAGUGGACCUAAAUGUGCUGACUGUCCUGGCCACUGUGAAAAAGGACUUUGCACCAACCCUUGCAAGUAUCAAGACCUCCUUGGAAACUGCAAAAAUCUGAAAAUGUUGUUUGGCUGUAGCCACUCACUGGUGAAGAAGCAGUGUCCUGCAAGCUGCAAAUGCACCACUCAAAUCAUCUAAAGUCCUGCUGGGUGUCAUUACAGCUGCUGAGAGAUUAUAAGGAAAGAGUACAAGCCACUGCAAAGUGUAUUCACUCUCAGUGCAUCUGCUCAGAUUGACCUGUAGGUAAUAAUUUUAUCUGAAAUCUGACCCUUACUUCAGCCUUAAAUUAGACUAGUAGCUCAAAAUAACCUCUGAUGUUAUUUUAGGUUUUGUAGAAAUCAUGUUUUAAGUUACUAAUGUGUUACUUUGUGUCUUUCCUUGCAGUGGAUCUGCCACUGAUUUAUUUCUCUUUAAUAGGAAACCCACUUUUAAAACACUUCAGGGUUUUUUGCAUUAGAUGCCACUCAGUUUUCUUCUGUUGACUUUUUUUUCAUUGUUAAUGGAAUGUCCUCCUGCUAAAUAAA